UGCUUGUGUAGACGUGGACCAUGUUAUUUUGGAAUAAUGUUAGUUAUUCAGAAAUAACACUGCUGUGCAGACUUACCCUUAUUUACUGCUGCACUUACGCUGUUUGCCAGUUUCCUCUUUCUUAUGCUACAGGGCUAGAGUAGUGGGCCUGCAGGCUAGAGUCCUCCCUUUGGAUUUCAGAGCUCAGGCGUUGGGCAGAACUGGGAAUGUUUACACAGCUAUUUUUUAGCUCUGAGUCUGUCAGCUGGCCUGGGCUCAGACUCACUGCCAUGGCCUUUUGUUUUUGUGUGCAGUGUAAAUGUACCCUCAGUGUCCAUCCAAUAGCUCUCGUACUUAGGGAAUAGCUUCUUCCCCCAUAGUCAUAAGCCCUGUCUUGUGCUGGUGAGUGGCUGCUCUUGCUACACUAGGACCUUGGAAGAAGCAGCGCACAAUUUGCUAUGGAACACCACUGACAAUCGGAUCUGUUCUCUGUAGUAAGCAAGCAGCCAGCAGGGAGUCACUAGUAAAACCUCAGGUAAAGCUGCCUGCUUUACAGUUGGGAUUAAGCAUAGACUGAUAAGAGCAUGUCUCUUAUUACCAACUUUGUGGGGCAUUUUAUGUGUGCUUCGAGCUCACUUAGCCACAACUGGGCUGUUCUGGGUGAUAGGAGUGUAUUUGCAUUAUGUAGCAAAAACACCUUUGUACCCUGUCAUUAACCCCUCAUGUGUACACAGUUGUCAGUAACCCAAUCCCUGUGUUGAUAUGAUCUUGGAGAGACUCUUAGGCAGGGUUUCCUUUGGUGAAUAAUGGACUUUGGAGAUAAUUCAUGUUAGAAAACUGUUUUACAGUAACUGGAAAAACUUAAAACCCAACAAAUGGUGUAGCACCUUACAGACUAACGCCCCACGCAGCUCAUGAUCCUGUCUAUAUGUUUUGUUAGUCUUUAAAGUGCUACCAGACCAUUCUUUAAGUUUUUCCAGUUUCGAUUAACUUGGCUCUGAAGUUACAGUAAAUGGUUAUUGUAGAACUUUGCCACACCCAUGUGCAGAGGAGCAAGACUGAGGGAUGAAAUAUCCUGUCAGCACUUUACCCUGCCCUAGGGAGGAGGAGUCUGUAAGGAACUUGCCCUGGGGAGGGAAUGACUCAUACUGAGCUGACCAGGAAGGAGGAAAACUUCUAGAUACAAACCUUACCCGGAAGAAUAGCUGCAGGAGACAGCUUGGCUUCUGUCUGAACUUCAGACAAUUCAAGGAAGAGACAUAUUAAAAUGAAGAGCCCUAGGACUUUUGAGGAGCAAACUGAGUACAUUGUGGAGGCACUGCUCUCUGGUCUCUUAGGGGAAGAUGAAAAGGUUGCUUUCCGCUGUCUGGAGACCGACUCUGUUACUGAGUCAAGUACAGAAUCAGAAGCUUCAAGUGCCUUUGAUCCGACUAUUAUUGCCAGUCGUCUGCGGAAUCUGGGAGACCAAUAUAACGAGGACCUGGAGCAGCCUGCCCAGCGUGUCAUUGCUGGGGUGACUAAGGGAAAGGUGGAGGAAUUUGGAGCCAUGGUGGAUUCUCUCAGCAAGGCCUGGAGCAGCCAGAAUCCGGAGCUGAGCUAUGAGAGAGCAUUUCUGGCAGUAUCUGUGAAAUUGUUAGCAUACCUUGUCCGGAAAGUUCCAACUGUGGCCACUCAACUCCAUCUUGAGGAGUUGAUUAAUGGGAACCGUGAAGUGAGAGGAUACAUCCAAGCUCAUGGGGGCUGGGAGAACUUUGAAAAUUGAUGCAAAAGGCUCCUCUACCUUCCUGGGAGUGAAAUGGCAGCUUUCAGCGACCUCAUUUAAACAAGACUGUUUUCUGAACAUUGUUUUCCCAGAUUUUUUUUGUUCGUCUCCCUUCCUUGAAGAUUGAUCAAGUCAGUAAUGGGACAUCUCAACAUGUAGCUAUUUCCCCUCACCAGAUGCAGCUCUCUUGUUCCUGAACUUAUUAGCUUAUUUACAAAUCAUUUGUAGGAGUGACUUUUUUUUGUUUUCCAGUAUAGGCUGUAAAUGCAACUUCUAAGUGUGAGAACUGAUAGCAACACUUGUUCCACCAAGUGACACAGCACGAGGAAAGGGAUGCAGAUCCAUAGAGUUUGUAAAGAUACAGAUCCAUGUGCUUAUUUUUAUUAAAAGUAGAUUAAGUUGGACCAUAAACUCUUCAG
Messenger RNA from Pelodiscus sinensis (Chinese soft-shelled turtle), 2160 nucleotides. The record is from RefSeq and is a predicted model, not a curated record. NCBI's taxonomy places the organism in Eukaryota, Metazoa, Chordata, Testudines, Trionychidae.